Molecule: messenger RNA, 1061 nt
Organism: Zingiber officinale
Lineage: Eukaryota; Viridiplantae; Streptophyta; Magnoliopsida; Zingiberales; Zingiberaceae
Exons: 2
Coding region: 99-836 (245 amino acids)
Source: RefSeq, a predicted model, not a curated record
GUGAUUUAAUUUUGGGGGUUUUUUUAAUAUAUAUACCCAAUGUGACUCGAAAUGAGAAGCAGAAUCUGCUAGUUCCCUCGCCGGCGAAACCAGUUCACAUGGACCAAAUUCGCCGCUUCCCUCCGCCGUUCUCCGGUGUCGGCGGCGCCACUCCGUGCUCUUUCCUUUGGCGUGCUCAGGACAACGGCGGUGGAGCCACGGUGGCGACGGAUGAACUGGAACUGAAGCAGGCUCUCCUCCGCAUGACCCUCGAGCUGGAGUCCACCCGCGCCACGGCCCAAGAGGAGCUCCGUAAGAUGGAGUCGCAGGCGCUCCGCCUCACCCGCCUCCUCGAAUCCGCUACUCGGGAGCGCGACGAGGCCCGCCACGCCCUCCUCCUGCUCCUCCUACACCACCAGGCCGACCACCCUUAUCCUCCGCCCGGAUCCACCUUCCUUCCCGUAGACGAGGCGGCUGCCGUUGACCUCGACGACGGCAAGAGCAGCAAUCCAGCGGCGGCUUCGCCGGCGCCGGCUCUGGUGGAAUUAGAGGCCGCGGCGACGAGGAGGGGACUUCCAGAGAAGGGACGGCUGGUGGAGGCGGUUAUGGGGGCGGGGCCGCUGCUGCAGACGCUGCUCCUGGCGGGGCCCCUGCCGCAGUGGCAACACCCGCCGCCUGACCUCCACGCCGCCGAGAUCCCACCCGUUACCAUCGCUUUGACCUCCAACCCGGAGGCCUCGCAGCCGCCGUCUCCGUCGCCGACCUCGUUUUGGAAUUCCUCGCCGUCGUCUUCGUCGCUGGAGAGCGGCAACAACAAGUUUCAAAACGCCGCCUUUACUUUCAACAACUCCGUGUGAUCGAAAUCCCUCUCCUUUUUUUUUCCUUCCUUCUUCUUUUCAGUGCGGUGGCUGGUGUUCUCUAUAAUUUCUAACCGAAUUGUACGUAUAUCCAAAAAAAAAAAAAAAUGGUUUCUUCGCCAGCUUACUUCUCCUCUGUAUUUACAUAAACCUCUUUGUCCAUCACUUCGUUCGCUGUGUUUCACACUCUGUUGCAUGAAUGGAAGCAGUUGAGUUUUGCAGCUA